Molecule: messenger RNA, 1233 nt
Organism: Lampris incognitus (smalleye Pacific opah)
Lineage: Eukaryota; Metazoa; Chordata; Actinopteri; Lampriformes; Lampridae
Gene: ubap1lb
Product: ubiquitin associated protein 1-like b
Exons: 5
Coding region: 1-1233 (410 amino acids)
Biological process (GO): ubiquitin-dependent protein catabolic process via the multivesicular body sorting pathway
Cellular component (GO): ESCRT I complex
Molecular function (GO): ubiquitin binding
Source: RefSeq, a predicted model, not a curated record
AUGAACAGUCUAGAUGACAUCCCAUUCCAGACCCCACUGGGCUCACUGGAGGAGCCCAUGAGGGAGUUUGUGACGGGUCCAGACAUCGCCGUGCCAGACUGCCGCCGGAUAUUGCAAGAAACUGAGUAUGAAUUCAACCUUGAGAACUGGGUCUUGACUCGGCUCCAUGGUGGUUAUCGUAAACCACAACUGCAGGCACAAUGUCGGACCCCUACAUGCGGUGGUUCUCCCUCCUGCCCUCCUUACUGGCUGUUGUUCAGCAGUCCCCAGGAGAGUCGCUGGGCCAGUCGUAGGAGCAGCGACCUCUGGGCCUCUACCCGUCGUCCCCGCAGCCACAGCCUGAGCUCUGUGGACACCCACCGCCUGUACCAUCGCUCCAUUAAGUUCCCUAUCUCUGACUCUGAGGAUGAAGCUGGCUAUUCGGAGGAUGAUGAAGGCUCCUCCAAUGAUGAUGCACGUGUCUGCAAGAGCAGAGAGCGCCCAAAGAGCACCGCAUCAAAAGACCUGUUAACCAGAGUCAAAGCCCUCCACCUUGGGCUGCCUGCUCACUGUGGUAAGCCUGUUUCUCCUCGAAACCUCACCGGCCCCAAAGCUACUUUGUCCGCUUUCCCAAACCGCAGGGGAGCGCUCUCUGCACUGGAGCAGUCUCAGCCCAGCAGUCCUCUUUGCCAGAGUCAGAGGCACAGCAAGAGGCGGCAACGCUCACUUGGCUCCGUGAGCAAAAGACAUUCACAAAGCACAAAGCCGGUCUGCCAGUCUCCAUCUAAGCUGCAGCAGCCACGACCCUCAUCUGCAGGACCUGUUGUCAGAAACCACCGGCAGAAGGCUCUGCGGCCUGGUGGCUCCCACAAGGUCUUCUUUGAUCUGUCUGUGGAGCUGCUAUCAGCGCUCAGCCAGGAGGAGAGGGAACUGCUCGAAGCCAUCACCGAGAGGGGCUACUCGUUACGCACGGCCAUAGUGGCCCUGCAGAAGACAGGCUAUCGUAACCCAGAGAAGAUCCUGACUUACUUGGUCGCGAGCAACCGUCUGUGUGAACUGGGUUAUGACGAGGCACAGGUGGAGGAGGCUCUGGAGAUGUUUCAGAACUGCGAGAGCAAGGCUGCUGAGUUCUUGCGCCUUCUGAAACAAUUUAAUGAGAUGGGAUUCCAGCAGAGUGCAAUCAAAGAGGUCCUGCUCAUCCAUGAAAACCACCGUGAGAAGGCUCUUGAGGAGCUCAUGACACACACGGCGUAG